Bradysia coprophila is the source of this 3078-nucleotide messenger RNA. RefSeq names its product dynein regulatory complex subunit 11. Lineage: Eukaryota; Metazoa; Arthropoda; Insecta; Diptera; Sciaridae. Gene Ontology annotation, molecular function: ATP hydrolysis activity; ATP binding. The record is from RefSeq and is a predicted model, not a curated record.
GGAUUAGAAGGCGUCGUGUGUUUCAUCAAAAGUCACGAUUUAGUUUGUGUUCCAAAUUCAUUGUCUAAAUUUUCAAAAUUCAAAAUUUUCACUAAAAAUGGGCUCGGAAUAUUACGGUAAAAUGUGGAUUACCACUUGUGAUCGUUUAAAGGACAUUGCUGAGCAAGAAGAGGCCACCCGUAUCCUAGGUGAAAUAACCGAUCGCCAAAAAGCUCAGGCAGCAUUUGCUAGCAUUUACAUCAAAUAUGUGUUCGUCGUCAAUGCCCUGGGUGAUAUUUAUGACCAGACGUUACAAGUUCAGAAGAGAGCCGUUGUGAAAACGAUUUUAACCGUAGCUACAAAACGUAUGCUCGAAUUGCAAACAGACUUGAAGAAAAUCGAAAUGAGCGAGUACAUGUAUUUCGACCACACACUCAUUGAACAGAAACUGAUUCCGACUGAGGUCCAACUACUGACACCAUUUUACUACCCCAUGGAAAGGGCAGAACACAUUGAAGAUUUGUUGAACGGUGUGCGACAUACUGAUAAACCAAAGGAAGAUCCUGAACUGGUCAACACAACGCAAAAAAAGACACUGAGACAGUUGAAAGAAGCUUCUCAAAGUGUAUCGCCUGAGGAACAACGAAAACUGGAUGAACGAAAGGCUCUGAUCAAAGCUGUCGAUGUUAUAAUAUCGCACGAGAAAGCAAGGCAAUCUCGCAACUUGCUUUUCAACUUGAAAGUUCAUCCGAAACUAUACGUUCAAAAACCUUAUCCGGAGGUCGAUACUGGACCGAGAUACACUUUUACCUUUAAAGAAGAUCAAGUGCCAUUGUUUCCUGUAAAAAGGACAGACUACGGAACGAAUUUCUACAAAGUUUCAAGGCAUUUCGAUGAAAACGGAGAUCUCAUACAAACUGGCAGUGGAAGUACAGAAGAAAAUGUUAAGUUGUUCUCAACAGAAGUGGGAACCGCAACCACACUCGAUUUAGUUGGCAAGCUUUUGAGUAAUAUCUCGAGAAAUGAAGCAGCUGCUGUAAUUCAGCGAUGCUAUUUACGUUUUAAACUGAAAAAAGCAAUAAGGAAAAUCCAUCUACAACACCAACACGAACUUGGAAUGCUGGAACUAACAAGAGCCGAUCACACCAGCGAGUAUGAACAAAUCAAAGCUACACGAGAGAAACGGCGAAGGAGAAAGAGAGAAUUCGACAACGCAUUCAUACGAGCUUGUGAAGAUGAUAAGGCCAGAAUACUAAGACUCCGUACACCGUAUAUCAUGGAAGACAUUUCAGAUCACAUUCGCUAUUGGUUCAGAGAAAUGUACGAUGCAGCUGGUGAAUUUCAAGCAUAUCCACCAGAAGUAAGUGGUGGUUCGAUAAUGAUUAUAAGGGGUGAAACUAAGACUGCUGCCGAAUUUGCUGAGUUUAUUACGAAGAGGAAGAAAAUGUCACCGGAAAAAAUUAAAAAGGAACUCGAGAAAGAAAAGAAAGAUAAAGCUGCCAAAAGGAAAAAGGAAAGGAAUGAAAAGCGGAAAGCGAAAAAAUUGUUAAAGCAACAGAAAAAGGAAUGGGCUAAACAAACAAAUCGAUGGACAUUCGAUGAUGGUCGAUUUAUAACAGAGAACGCAUUGAAAAUUGAUUCAGAAUUCAAAACGUACGCAAAGGAAUGGCAAUUCAUUGACGAAUUAAAUAAUCUAAAAGAAUUGGCAUACAUGGACUGGAUUACCGAAACCAAUUACGCUGAUGUGCAUCAGGCAUUACGAUUAGAGGUGGACAAAUUGAUGCGAUUGGAAAUGGAACUGUUGCGUAAAGCGCUAUGCAAGGAUCGAAAAAUCAAAUACAAAGCGCCAAAAGCUCCGAGGAAGAAGAGCAAAAAGAAGGGCAAAAAGAAAGGAAAGAAGGCAAUUCAUAUGAAGAUCGAAAAGCUGGAGAAGUUGUACGACAAAUUUGUUAGUAAAAAUGUUAUUAUUCCAUGCCCCAACAUAAACAUGGACGACUUCAUCGGUGACCUUAAUUAUGCCGCAUAUGAUCUGAGGAAUAAUGAACUGACUCCAUCACACAGCCUUGGAGAAGUAAAAUAUCUUUUGAGGCAAUGGACAUUCGGAUUAGGCGACAUCAGUGUUCCUAAAGUUCGAUCUAUUUGCAUCGCCGGUCCCCCUGGUUGUGGGAAAAAAUUGAUGGCUCACGGAUUAAUACGAGAAUUGGGCGCCGUUCUUUUUAACAUUAGUCCAGAUGUUGUUGUUCAAUUUCAAGACAAAAUCAAGAAAUUUGUUGACGACUUGACCAAACUUUCGAAGAUCCUUGCUCCGUCGGUGCUUUUCAUCAACAAUGCACAUUAUCCAUUCCUUAAAAAGGUGUCUCCUGAGAUUGAAGACCAACAACCUCUGUUGCUCGGCAAACAUUUACCGAAACUCAAGAAGGGAAUAAAGAAGAACGAGAAAGUGCUGUUGAUUGGUACGAGUAACCAACCGUUUGCAGCUAAACCAGGUCCAUUCAAAAAAACUUUUGAGAAAGUGGCAGUUUGUUAUGGACCGGACUAUUCAUCAACUGUAUUGGCUUGGCAGAAGGUUCUACCACCAAUGGGUGUCGAUCCAGAAUUUGACUAUUCAACACUUGCAAAAAUGACUAAAUACUAUCAAAUGAGUCAAAUUCUGUCGGCACCAAAGAAAGUGCUGAAUUUGGAACGGAGAGCACACUUACAACAGCGUCCGUUGGAACCCAUUGAGAUAUUACAAUAUCUGAUGUAUGGUGAUCCACCACAGUUUCCGAUGACUGAAAAGGAAUUGGCGAAAUUUGUUAAAUUCAACCAGAAAUUCAAUAAAUUCAAAAAGAAGCCGGCACCACAAAAGAAAAAAUAACAAAAAUUUAAACUUUUUGUCGAACAUUCAUGUUCCUGCUAUACCAUUUUGUACAGAGACUGAAAUUCGCUGUCGGACGAGGGGAUCAAAUACUGAGACAAUAUUUCCUUUUGUGGCUUUUUUUUCAAUUGAAACUAUUGGUAGCCAUUUCCUGCUAUCUUUUUGCUAUUUUCUUUAGAUGACAUAUUGGCAUUAAUUGGUGUACUACUUCCAUCUGUAUCAAUAAAACAAAAAUCAACAAA